GAACACAAGUUUCAAGAUCUUAUUCAUCACUCAUUUUUCUUCUGUCUUCAAAUACACUUCUCAACCUGCUGCUUCUGUACCUCAGACUUGCCAUUUUCUUUUACAAAACACCCUUUAUCUAUUUCUCCAUUUCUGGUUUGUCUUGCUUCUGAGACUGCACUCUUAACCAAAAUAAGAAUGAGUGCCUCUGAAGUGACAACUGAAGGAACAGCAGCACAUGUUAAUCUAAGGGACUCAGAGAGUGUGCUUCAGGUACAAAUGAUUGCUUCUUUGGAGUUAAACAGGGUUCAUUAUGCAGAGGGAAGAAAGAAAUCACUGAGAGCUCGCUAUUAUUUUGGCAUUCUAUUCCUGAUAAUGAAUUUUAUUGCCUGGUUUUUCCGUGACUAUGGACAAGGUGUUCUACCAUUUAUUCAUCAUAUCAAAGCUUGUGGAAAAGAAGGAGAAGACUGUUUUCAUGCACUGGGAGUUCUUCGCGUGAGUUUAGGAUGCUACAUAUUUUUCUCAGUUAUGUUUCUCACAACAGUCAAAACAAGAAAAUUACAUGAAAGUUGGAAUUUAUGGCAUUCUGGCCACUGGGAAGUGAAGUUUAUUAUACUGCUUGUAUCAAUGGCACUCCCAUUCUUUUUACCUUCAGAACUUGUUCAAAUAUAUGGAGAGGUUGCUCGUAUUGGUGCAGGAGUUUUUCUUCUUCUACAACUUGUGAGUGUCAUCCAAUUUAUCAUUUGGUGGAAUAAGUACUGGAUUCCAGAUGAAGAAAGGAAGCAGAGUGACAGGUGGUCCUUUGGACUUUUGAUGUCAACAUUGUUUUAUGUUGCCUCUAUGUGUGGAAUUGUGUAUCUGUACACAACAUAUGCUCCAAGAGCUUCAUGUUCUCUCAAUCUAUUUUUCAUCACAUGGACAGCAAUUCUACUUGCUGCAAUUAUGGUUGUUUCCUUACAUUCAAAGGUUAAUAGAGGUCUUUUAUCUUCUGGGAUUAUGGCUUCUUACAUUGUUUUUCUUUGUUGGUGUGCAUUGAGAAGUGAGCCUGCAACUGCAAGAUGUCAGACAAAGAAUCAAGAUAAAGGAAACAGUGAUUGGAUAACUAUAAUUGGCUUCCUUAUUGCCAUAUUUGCAAUUGUGAUAGCAGCCUUUUCCACAGGCAUUGAUUCCAAAUCUUUUCAGUUUUCAGAAGACAAAGUUGAACAAGAAGAUGAUAUUCCUUACAGUUAUGGAUUUUUUCAUUUGGUAUUCUCCUUAGGAGCAAUGUACUUUGCAAUGUUAUUCAUCAGUUGGGAUCUGAAUAACUCAGCUAGAAAGUGGAGCAUUGAUGUUGGCUGGAUGAGUGCAUGGGUGAGAGUUAUCAAUGAGUGGUUUGCUGCAACAAUUUACAUAUGGAUGCUGAUUUCACCAAUUGUGAGAGAGAACAAAGUCAUGAAUAAUGGUAGAACUGUGCAGGAGACAGUUGACUCGGUUAUGCCAUGAUUAACAAACACAAAAAUCAUCAACAUUCUUACAAGAAAAAGGAAAAUUCUUCCCUUUAAAAUUUUUCUGUUCCUUAGUAUAUUUUACUCUUCAACUCGCUUUUUCUUUAAUGGUUGAAAGGCAAAAAAGUGGAAAAUGAAAUAAAACGAUAAUAUAUUUGCUUUA
Vigna radiata var. radiata (mung bean) is the source of this 1626-nucleotide messenger RNA. Its product is annotated as probable serine incorporator. Gene Ontology annotation, cellular component: membrane. The transcript has 13 exons. NCBI's taxonomy places the organism in Eukaryota, Viridiplantae, Streptophyta, Magnoliopsida, Fabales, Fabaceae. Bases 178 to 1461 code for a protein of 427 amino acids. The record is from RefSeq and is a predicted model, not a curated record.